Paramuricea clavata is the source of this 7552-nucleotide messenger RNA. The record is from the annotation of a GenBank genome assembly. NCBI's taxonomy places the organism in Eukaryota, Metazoa, Cnidaria, Anthozoa, Malacalcyonacea, Plexauridae.
GAUCAGGCGUGGCAAUUGGAAUUUUUUAGAGAGCAUGUUUUGGAGGAAUGAAUAUGUUCGCAUAUGAGCUCCAUUAAAUAUUUACUACCAUUUUAUAGGAGAAAUAUGUUGUUUGGGAGCAAGAACUAUACAAACAGUUUAAAUACAGAGCUGUUUCGAAAUACUUUCAAACCUUUUUUGCCCAUGUAAGUAUAUAUUUUACUAUUACGCUAUUUUUAAGAUGUCCCGCAUUUUCAGUCAGUAUUAGGACGAGCUAGUUGUGAUAAUUUUACAUUUUUAUUAUUAAAGUUAUCACUUGUUAACGACUUGUGCGUUUUCAUGCAUAUAUAUGAAAUGCGAAAAAUCGCAAAUUAAAGUAGCUUAGUAUGGUCCCAUUAUUUUGGAUUGUAACAUGUAUACCAUAUGUCCCAGGAUUGUCGGGCUGGAAUCAAUUUUGCCAACACGGAAGAGGCUGCAUUGUUUCGAGCUGCAAUAAUGGAAAGAGUGAAUGUUUUCAAAAGGAAGAGAGAUGGUAAGAAGUUAUAUUGAGUAAGAAAGGGACUUUAAAUUUCUGCAGCUGGGAUAAUGGAUAGUACUAUUAGUUCUAAACUGCAUGUUCUCUUUAGUUAGAGCAUUCGAGUACCUGUGGAAAUCCACGGUAUUCGGUAGAGUAUCGCAUACCGAUUGAGGAUAUGCAAUGAUCAGAAAACUGCAUACUGCCUGGGCUGAACCGCCUGAACCCCUGUCACAUGCAAAACUGAAAUGUAAUCCGCCAACUAUUGUUGCAUUGAUGAUGAUGAUGAUGAUGAUGAUGAUGAUGAUGAUGAUAAUGAUAAUAAUGAUAAUGAGAAAAGUGAUCAUGAUGAUAUUUGUAAUGAUGAUGAUAAUAUGAUAUUUGUAAUGAUGAUUAUAAUGUUGAUAGUGAUGGUGGUAGUGAUGAUAAUGAUGAUGAUAGUGAUGAUAAUGAUGAUGACAAUGAUGAUGGUAGUGAUGAUGAAGUCAUGAAGAUGCUGAUAGUGAUGAUGAUAAUAAUCUUGUGAACUACUAGGGACAGCAGGUUAAUCACCAUUUGCAAACGCUUUCCAGUAGAGUUCUCCUUAAUAGUCCAGUAGAUCAUUAUCAUCAUCACUCUCAUCAUUACUACUAUUAUCAAUGCGACAAUAGUUGGUGCAUUAUACUUUACUUCUGUGAUUUUAUACAAACUUACUAAUUUGUUGGGGGUUCCGGGAAAAAUUGAAUUGUGGAUUUCUGUUUUUUUUCUGUGCUGCACUGUGGAAGUAUACUUCGAGAGAAAUGUGAAUGUCUUCAUAAAUCAACCUUUUGCAGUGUCAAAUAUUGAUUUCUCAGACAAUUUAACUCAAUGGGAGACAUAGUUUUAUAUUAGCUUUACAUUUUAGCUUUAUGUUAGCUAGAACAAAGUUCAGUAGAUUCUACGAGUAGAUGCGAGCAAGAUACGCAACAUUGUGAACGAAUAAAAAACUACAUCGGAGGGCCGCCCCGUUCCUCCUCUCCCUCAGCCGCGACACGGCUUCAAUCCUGUUGUCACCGAGAAUUUCAUUCUUGAAUACUGUGGAGCAACAGUAGCAAUUAAAGGCAAAAAGGCUUGCACUUAUUUAUCAUUGAUGGGCACACCCGGACAUAUAUUUGCACGUUCUUCUUUUUAAUUUUCUAGAAAUGAGACAAAGAAAGCUGGCUGCCUAUCAACAGCAACAACAAAUGAGCUUUCAAAUGAACGCCAUGCAAGCGAUGCAGAAUCCUUACUUUCGUAUGCAAUUCAUGCCUCCGAGUAUGCAGAGCAUGAUGUUCAUGCAAAUGAGAGCUCCGGCAGUGGCUGCCAGUCAGAGAGCACAGUUACAGGCGAUGUUCAACAGCAUGCCGCCUGAAACACGACAAGCGUUCAUGAUGAAUAUGAAGUCAGGCGGUUCUAUGGCGUCGAUGUACGGUCAACCUUCUAUGUCUGGUGAGUGGGCCUUUACUUUUUGGCCAUGUUAGCCACUUCUGGAGAUUUUGAGAAACUGGCCAAAAAUAUUCCUGGGCAAAAAGUAAAGGGGUUUGCUUUUACAUUCUGUCGACGAAAAGCUAAAAGGUUAUUCUUUACUUUUUUGAACUUUUGGAGAUUUUCAGAAGGUGGCCAAAAAUCGCCAACCACCAUAUUCACAAGUGCCAUUUUUUCUACUCUUCUAGGAAUGUUAGCUGGCCCUGCUGGGAAACAUCAUUCAAACUUUGCAAUUCCGUCAACGCGCAGUCAACAAGUUCCACACCAUCCACAUGCACCGUCGCGUAAGUUUUACAGAAGUUGAAAAAUAAGAAUGAUAUCUGACUCCAAUGUAAUUUACAUUAGGAAUCAAUGAGGAUUGGUAGCGAGUUUUAUCCAAUCUAAGCGCACAAAAUAUUUUCUAGACGAUUUAAAUCUUGUCUUGGAGGACGCGCAUGAGUGUUUCAAACUUUCAAUUCUCGCUACAAAGUCCCCGUUUACUCGAUCAGUAGCUCAAAUAUGAAACUAGUUUUUCAUAUAUCCCCAAAUGGGUAUGAAAUUCUAAGGUUUUCUCACAUUAAAAUCCUGUAAAAGGAUUCUAUUUCAUAGUAUAAGUAACAGUAUGGUUUCAAGUGCAAUUUGGAAAAACCAUGCAUGUGUGAGUUUUUGAAAGACAAUCAAAGACGAUUGACUUAACUUGACCCAGUAGAUCAUCCCAGUUGACCACCAUCUGUUACGCGAUAGUACUUAAGGUUACAGGACACCUUUCUUGGCGUUUUGCGGAAAAUCACUACUGCGCGCUCAAUAUCAGUCCGAUUUUCAUCAAAUUUUCACCAAAUGUUGUCCAGUGCAUGCAAAAUAUGGUAAAGUUGUAAAAUUAACAAACAAUAAAAUAAUGUAAGAAUUAUUCAGGAAAAUCUUAAAUCGCGGUACGGUUACGCUUUUGAGUUAUGCUCCUGCUGGUUUUAAGUUAUAUUUAUGAAAAUAUCAUUUUUAUACAGUAAAAUAGUUGUUCUAAAAAAUUGUGUUCGGAAUUUUUUGUUUAUUUCGUCAUUCCGCUACCCUGGAUUCCAGAGCCUUCGACAGUAAAUAAUAAAUUGAAGUGUCGCGAAGGCUCUGGUUCAACGGGGCGAUUCUUUGAUUAAACCGCGCCAAUCACAAAACAGAAUUAGUGUACUAAAACCACUAAUUCUGUUUUGUGAUUGGCGCGGCUUAAUCAAAGAAUCGCCCCAUUGAACCAGAGCCUUCGCGACAUUUCAAUUUAUUAUUUACUGUCGAAGGCUCUGGAAUCCAGGGUAUCAUUCCGCUAAUAUGGCGAUUUUUUUGACGACUGCAAUAUAUUUCUGAAUUGUUUCAGUGAAUUGCUCUUUAUUUUUACAAUAUCCAAAAUUACAAAAAAGCCGAACACGAUUUUGAAACUGACGUCUUUAGCUAUGUUCUGUGAAAAUUUGAGAAAAAUUGGUUAAAACCCGCAGGAGCACAACUCGUUUGAAAAUCAGUAAUUACCGUAAACUUUUUCGGGAGAAAAUUGAAUUUGAAUAUUACAUUUUCAAUGUUUUUCUUAUUGCAGCGAAAUGUAUCUUAUUAAAUAACUCUGCGAGUUUUCAACAUUGUUCGUUCAAACUUGGUCAGAUAGUAGAACUAGUCUAAUGCUUUCAUGGAAACCAAUAAAAAUUUUUUGGGCAAAAUUAACACUCAAAGGUGUUCUGUAACCUUAAUGAAACCCAUCUGCUCAUUCUCCUUCAGCUCAACAUGCACAUCACAAGCAUGCCAGCCAACCUUCACAUCAAACACACAGCACUUUUCAUCCUCCCCCGGGUCCAGCUGCGUCACCCCCGGUUGAAACAACACCUACACCACCUUCUCCCCCAACAGAAGGAAUUCCUGCACCACCUCCUCCCCCUGCGGGACCAGCUGCUCCCCCACCUCCCCCUCCUCCACCUACAAGUGUACCACCUCCACCUUCCCCUAGUACCCCAACAGGCUCGGGGAGCUCAGUCAGCGUAAAGUCGACGGGCAGUGCUGACAGGGGUGGAUUGCUGCAGAGCAUUCAAGCUGGAACUAAACUUAGGAAGGUAAAGAAUUUAAGAUUUAUUUCAACACAUUGCUGCACUUAUUCCUUUGUAUAAUAUAUUUUUCAUUGGGGAUCAGGGGGGAAACUAGCCCCUUUUAAUUCCGGGGGUGUCUGCCGGAAUUGCCUUGCCAAAACCGAUGAUGCCCUGCAGCAAAUUUAUCUCUGGCCACUAUUUUUCCCAAAAAUGUUGGCGAGCAGGGGGAGGGGGGAGGGUUGAAAAAAUUUUCCGGACAUUAAAAAAAGGGUCCAAAAAGUUUUCCCGACACAAACCGGUUAAAUUAAGGGUCAAAAAAAAAUUUCCGUGCAAAUUCCUGUUAAAACAUGGGUGAAACCCUUAUUUUUGGACCAAUAUUUGUACAAUUUAGGUCUAUAAAUUCUAUUCAAUUCCCUCCGAAAGCCCUGUAAGUUACUUAAUAACUCUACAUUCUAUUAUUUAAAAUCUGUGAUUGCCCUGCCAAUCCAGAUGAUUCGCCCUGCCAAUCCAGACGAUUCGUUUGUUUGUUGUUUUUUUUUUGUUUUUUUUUUUUUUUUUUUGGGGGGGGCGGUGUCCCCCCCCAUACACCCCCCCCCUGUUGGGGAUCAAGGCAUGUAGGACACGUAUACCCAAGAAAGAAAGAAAGAAAGUAAUACGUAAGAAAGUAAUAUCACAAUUGUUGUAGAGAUAAAAUAGUCUAGGCUAAGUAAGUAAUUAGGUAAUCGAUGUAAAAGAGCACUUGAUCAUAUCCAAGAAAAUCAGAGCUGAAGUUUAUAAAUCAGGACAAAUCUUUAUGCGAUUUACAAACAUUGAUUAAACAUUCAUUUCUUUUGAAUUUUCUUCAUGAAUUAUUAAUGAGUUUUAUAAUCAUAUAUAAUUGUAAUCUAAAAUAAUAAGCAAAAAAGAGUGUUUUACAGGUAAACUACGUGAAGCGUUCUUUUUUGAGUUCCUAACUCAGUCAGUUGCAACAGUGGCGUGCUGGAUACUAUUUUUCUGGAGGGGCCAGUGGGCUGUCAACCAAUAUGCGCCCCUAUAAUGUUACGCUUGAUAAACGAGGGCCGAAGGCACGAGCCGAGCGCCGCAGGUGCGAGGUUUGUCUAGGGGGGUCCGGGGGCAUGCCCCCCAGGAAAAUUUUUCAAUUUAGAGUCUCUGAAAUGCCAUUUCCUGGACUUUGGGGGAAGAUUUGACAGAAAUCUGAUGGUCAGGGAACGGAUUAUAACGUGUCGAAAUUUGCAAUUUGGUUAGAAUUUAGUAGUAGUACUUAAAUUAUGCAAUGCUAACUGCUUCCAGCUUUUAUUCUCCCAAUUCUAUUUUCUACUGAUCUAGUGUUCUGAAUACAUUUACAACUUACAGCUCUUAUACAAUAAUACACGGACCCCACGCAUAUGCAUUUUAUGGUUUCCUUGCCUGGCUGCCAAAAGGGCGUGUUUCAGCAUUUUUCAUUACUUACAUUACUCAUGAUGUUUCUUGCGCAAACAAACAAAUUGCGUACACAAUUUUACAUAAUAAGGGGCAUAAUAUAAGUGCAUGAUACCAGCAAAAAAGGGCAUAAUUCCCGUGAUCACUUCGAAACCUGACCAAUAUUCCGGUAAUGAGACAUUGCCUGUGAUCACUGAUCAUGUUUCUCUAUGAACGAUUUUGUGUGAGCUGUGAGGUAGCAAAUUAGCAAAUACGGUUAGACAAAAUAGUCUGUAAUUUAAUAUGUGUGACUUUGUCGCCUGUGCGCUUAGUCUGUUUAUAAGCACAUCUUUUCUUGGCGGAAGUAACUAUAUUUUUUCGAAUGCGUUUUUUCCCACCCACUUUCAAAAUUCGGCGCCCCCUUUUCAUUUUUGCGCCUCCCAAGAAUUGCCAGCUGGGGGGGCCUUGGCCCCCCGCCCCCCCCCCCUGCCAGCACGCCACUGAGUUGCAAUUUCCCUCAACACCUUUGCAAAGUUAGCAAUUUGUAACAGGAAGUUGAGAACUUCUAACUGAGGAAAAUUUAAUGAGGCUUUUAGAGACAUUACAAUUUACAAAUUCCCUCAAGGGAAACCACUUCUAUCAGCCAGAAAAGGUUGCGAACUCGUUAAGGUAACCGUUUACACAGCGACUUGUCUCGGAUUCGAAUGUUUCCAGAUAUAAAGUUUCUACUUUUUUCGGGAUUCAGACUGAGAGUUUCCAUGAGAUUAAUAACAGAGAUAAUUCCUGUCGGUUUCGUCUUUGUGUGUGUUUAAACCGCAACUUGUCUGAAUCCGGUACUAAAAAAGUUUCGGAGUUGUGAUUAUUCCGGAAUUUUCGCUGUUCUAGCUAGUAUUCCACUGUAUCGUAAGGAGUAAAAAUAUUACUUUCCUCUUUAAGGUUGGUGAGUCUACCAGCGGUGCGCGGAAACCAAUUCCUAAAGUGGAAAGCAACAGUAUGCGUGGAGCACUGGCACGAGCUUUGGACAACAGAGCAAAAGUACUUGGUAGGUAUGCAUGUGGGUUACACGUGAGAUUUUUUCUUGCGCGGGCAACGUAACGCGGGUCAAAUUCAAUCGCGUUACCGGCGCCAAGAGACUGGCAACACGUGCAAUUAUUUUCUCGUCUGUUGAGACUGGCAACACGUGCAAUUAUUUUCUCGUCUGUUAAGACAAAUGCAAAGCCAGAGUUUUACAAAUCGAAGCUCAAUAGACCUUAUGCAUAAUGACGUCACGAGUGUUGAUGCUUGCGAAGAAUGCUGGUCUUAGUAGUCAUCGCCCGGGAAAAUUUCGAUAUUGGCCAUUUUGAAUUGUUUAAUUUUCCCGGACAAUGACCACUGAGACCAGCAUUCCUCGGGGGCAUCGACCCCUUGUGAUGUCAUUAUGCACAAGGUCUAUUGCGGGGUUUUUUUCUCGCGCCGGCAACGCAAUGAAAUUGACCAGUUGCGUAGCGGGUGAGAGAAAAAAAGCAUGGUAAAUGACAGUGCAUGAGAGUUGACCACUUGCGUAAUAGACUAAAUUUUGAUGUAGACAAAAAUUUCAUCACAGCUUGAAAGAGCAUCACAAAAUUAGUAAUAUUCCAAAGUUUCGUUGCGAAAUGUUGUAAAAUGCGGAUAAUAUAGCCGUGCGAAGUUUGCCGUUUUUCAGUCAUUUUAGAUUACAAACGGAAAAUUGACAGGCCCAAUACUCUUUGGGGCUGUCAAUUUCCAGUUUGUAAUCUAAAAUGACUGAAAAUUGCAAACUUCGCAAAGCUAUAUUAUCCGCAUUUUACAACAUUUCGCAACGAAAGUUUGGAAUAUUACUAAUUUUGUGAUGCUCUUUCAAGCUGUGAUGAAUUUUUUGUCCAGCUUGUUCAGAUCAAAAUUUAGUCUAUUACGCAAAUGGUCCGCUGGCAACCACGCGAUCUUGGAUAAUUUUCAUGCAUUUUAUUUACAGUUAGAACGGUAUUUAUUUUAGGUGAUGAAGAAGACGAUGAUGACGACGAAUGGGAUGACGACGACGACGAUGACUGGUCGGAUUGAAGGUACGAGAAAGGGCCUGGUAAGGAGGUGAUGACGUCAUGAUUGUGGUAAUUGCGGUGAAAAUGUUGUACGGGUAUGGGUCAGUAGAUCAGAGACG